This is a messenger RNA of Zingiber officinale, 531 nucleotides long. Its product is annotated as F-box/kelch-repeat protein At3g61590-like. The record is from RefSeq and is a predicted model, not a curated record. Lineage: Eukaryota; Viridiplantae; Streptophyta; Magnoliopsida; Zingiberales; Zingiberaceae. Bases 1 to 531 code for a protein of 176 amino acids. The transcript has 2 exons.
AUGGCGCCACACAAGCCCUUGUUCUUCAGGUUCUGCUUUCACGACUGCGCCUUCUUGGGCCACCUGUAUGACCCUUGCUUCGUCCAGUGGUAUAACUUCGACUUCCCCCACUUAGAAAAGAGCAUCUGGCGCACGUCCUCCUCCGGUGGCCUGGUUUGCUUGAUGAACACCAAUGACGGAGAUCGCUUAUUGGUCGGCAAUCCCAUCAAGAGAGACUGGAAGUUGCUUCCUCGAGUCCCCGGUGGCUCCUCCCCCCAGUUCAACGCGCUCGCCUUGUCGUUCGACCGCCUCAUGCGCGACUACACCAUGGUCUCCUCGUCUAUGGAUCUGGUGGCCCCAAUCGCCGUGCUCCUCAUCGCUGCGGCGGUGACCUUGGGGACAGAGGCCUCGAUCCACGCCUACGACCUCGAGCCCUUCAGGGAGGUAGGGAACGCGCUCCUCCUCUCCGGCGGCAGCGAGGGCAUCGUCGCGUCCCGCCUCGACGCCCUUGGUCCCCUACAGAUCGGAGAUGGUCGGUCUUACAUCAAGUAA